This is a messenger RNA of Triticum aestivum (bread wheat), 1528 nucleotides long. RefSeq lists its product as uncharacterized. NCBI's taxonomy places the organism in Eukaryota, Viridiplantae, Streptophyta, Magnoliopsida, Poales, Poaceae. The record is from RefSeq and is a predicted model, not a curated record. The coding region runs from base 123 to 1319 and encodes 398 amino acids. Gene Ontology annotation, molecular function: protein binding. The transcript has a single exon.
UUUGCUUGGUCAGUCCUCGCGUCCGAUUUUCACCUUUUCCCCGUCUCGAGCUCCAGCCGCCCCAAACCCUAGGUCACCGCCGCAAUCCCGCUGCAAUUCGGAACAUAACUCGGCACCCGGAGAUGCCGCGGAAACGGCGCACGGAAGCGCCUCCCCGCGGGGGCAAGAAGCGGAAGCCGGAGAAGGCGGCCGCAAUCCCUCACCAGAUCGCCCGUACCGGCAGCUGCGAUACGGAGCCUCCGUUGGUGUACCUGGUGGUCGGCCAUGACGUCACUCGCCCCGCCUACUCCAUAGUCAAGGUGAACCCCUUCUUCCCUCGCCGCCGCGCCCCGGUACCGAUCCCAGGACAUCUCGCACGCCUUGAGUCCAAGCACUGCAUGUCCUUCGUCGCCGUGCGGUCGAGGCACGGCCCGUGGAUCGUCGGCGUCGGCGGCAACGCACCCAUUGACUAUGGCCCCGAGACCAUUGUCUUCGACACCAGGACGCACCAGGUGAUCCCGGGACCGAAGCUCUUGUCGACCAAGUUCCGGCCCAUCCUGCUACCGGUCGGCGAGAAGAUCUAUGCCCUGACACGUGAUCCUGCCAUCAAGGGGGAGAUUAAUUUCGUGCCCUGGUUCGAGGUCCUCGACCUCUCCCAGGCGCGAGUGGUCAGUGGCCGUCUCGUGGACUGCAAAUGGGAGCAACUGCCCCGGCCGCCCUGCUUCCCCUGGGAGCUCUCCCCAAGGCACUACAUCUUCCCGCCGGUGGUCUGGGUCAGGUCCUUUGCAGCCGUGAGCUCCUGCAUUCUGGUGUCGACGGAUGAGCAGAAGGGCACGCACAUGUUCAACUUGGAGACAGAGCAAUGGGCGAAACUGGAUGACAAGGAUCUGCCAUUCACCGGAGGCGCCGCCCCUCAUGGCCCCCUCUUCCUUGGCUUUUCAACUGCCGCCAAAAAGAUCACCGCUUAUAAGAUCACAGUCUGCGCCGCCGACUCACCAAGCCCAAGCAUCACAGCAGGGUGCCCAUCCUUGUCAAUCGUUGAGUUCCCGAUGGUGGAUGAGGCAGGGGAGGAGGUCGUUAGCAAUGGCAAAUUUGUUUCCCUCGGUAACCAUGGCUUCUGUUCGUUUAGAUGUCGCACCGAUGACCUUGUGCUGGGUACUCUUGAGCAUACACGGGAACUUGUCACCAUGAGAACAUACGGAACAGAGGACCUCUCACAAGACCACCUCAAGUCUAUUCGCCAUGUAGUGAUCUCCAACCAAUUGGAACAGGUUUACAGCGUCCGCGAUUCACUCCGGGGACUUUCUUGGCCAUCCUUGGUAGAUGUGAUAUCCCUGUGAUGUAAUGAGUAAGCCCCUUUGGCACAGUACUUCACCACAUUGCUUACUUUAUUAAUUCAAUAAUUGUGAUUCAGUUAGAGAAUCUGGGUAAUUUUCAGUUCCUCCCUCCGCUUCCAUAUUAGUUCUCCCUGAUUUAGUACAACCUUAUACUAAAUCAGCGACAACUAAUAUGGAAUGGAGGAGCUAUUUAUUCAAUUAGCAAAAAAGAA